CCGAAAUGCGUUGUAUUAGACCGUCUCGCAGUUCAGCAAAUGCAGCUGCCGACCAGGACUGGCGGCACCCGGCCGCUCCGAUCUGGCCUGGCCGGUCCGUUACCCGGCGGCAGCGGCGCGACCACCCUCGGCCACCGCCGCCGCUGCCGCCAGUCGCGCCGGGCCGCCGCCACGGGAGGGAGUACGCGCGUGGAGCCUGCGGCUGGAGGCCUGGUGCCCGACCGGAAAGGUGCUGACGGGGUGAGGUUACUGACAAGAGACGCUGUGUGGGCAGUGAGGACGGUACGGGUUAGAUUGUGAGCUUGAUAGAUGUUUGUGCUGAAAGGAGUGCCGCGGCGUGGAUUAUCAAAAGGACAGUGAACUGUGGUGUGAGCUGUAACUUGAACUAGAUGAGCUGGACUGUGACUGGACUGGAUCUGUGUGACUGGCUGUGUGAGGACUGCUAACACGGACUGCACUCAAACCGCAUCGAGUGGAUCUCGCCGCCGUGCUUCGUGGACUGAAAGAGGCUAAGAGCCCAGUGCAGUGCAGCGGACUCGGGCAUUGUGUCAGGAGGGCGACAAUAGACGGCAGAGCCGAGCGUGAAGACAGCUCAGUGCUGUGCAUCUGAGAGGAAUCAAGUGGAGGCGUGGACGAAGUGCGGCGCUCUAUCCACCAGACUUCAUUGUGAUUAGCUCAAGAAAGACGGUCCCGUCAAAGCAGACCUGUUUGUGGAUCGCUGACACCUCUGUCGGCUCCUGACGGCUGCUGACGGCUGUCAGCUCUCCGCGCCGGCAGCAUCAUGUCGGAGCCGGCCUACUCGCGGCUGCUGUGCACUCCGCGGCCGGCGCUGGGCUCUGCCCUCGGCUGCUGCCACCGCUCGCGGCUGGCGCUGGAGCAGCUCCGCGGUCAGGUCAGCGGCCUCGGGUCGCAGCUCAGGGGUCAGCUGGCUGACCUCAGCUCGGCAGCGGUGCCCAAAGUGACCGGCCUGCUGCAGGACCUACCGCGCGUCUUCUGCGCACCCACGGCCAAAUUCAGUGAGGGCAGUUUCGUGGACCGACUUCCCGCAGCGAUGGUCGAGAAGGUCACCUCAACAGUCAUCACCAAGGGGCCUCACAAGCUGGCCCCAAUCAUCACAGACGGUCCGCUCAAACCGGCCUCAGUGGCGCCCUCUGAGCGGCGCCUCUCCAUCACAGAUGGCGCUGUGAUCGCCAGGCCGGAGACGCCGCCGGCCACCGAGGCCGACGACUCUGCCUCGAGUGACGUCGACUCGGGAACUGCUGACGUCAUGGAUGACCUGCCGUCGCCCGGCACGCCCGAGCCGGAGGAGGAGGAGGAGGAGGACGGUGUCAGGGAGGAGGACCGCCACAGAGUGGUCAUCUCAGUCACUCAGGACUUGGCAGAGAUCCACGGACCCCUGGGCUGUCAGGAGGUGCCCCCGGUGGUGGUGCGUCUGAAGCCCGGCGACCAGGGCCGUUACGGCUUCAACGUCAAGGGCGGCGCCGGCUCCAACAUCCCCGUCACCGUGUCCAAGGUGGCACCGCGCUCUGCCAUCUGCUGCAACGGGCCGCGGCUCAGCGAGGGAGACCAGGUGGUGCUCAUCAACGGGGUCGAUGUCUCCUCCUUCACCCUCCGCGAGGUGGUGCGCUUCAUCAAGUCGUGCCGCGAGCGCCAGUCAGAGCUUGAGCUCACCGUCAAGCCCAACCUGAACUGCGAGCUCCAUGACGACCUGGAGGAGCCUCUGGUGCGUUUCGUGCCGGACACCACCCCGCUGUCGCUGUCGGGAUCGGACAGCACGGCGGCCACGCUCACGCUGACGGCUGAUGCCACCCCGCUCGCCCGCUCCAUCGCCGAGCUGGCGCACGCGCUGUCCCGAGGUAUGGCUCAGCUGGAGUUUGACGGCCUGGCCCGACGGGAGCUGAGUCUUACCAUGGACGAUUGUCGGCUGCCCUCAAACAUCGCCAAGAACCGCUACAGGGACAUUUCACCAUACGACUGCAGUCGGGUGGUGCUGACAACUGCCGAGUCGGGAGACUACAUCAACGCCAACUGUGUGAACAUGGAGAUUCCCGGCUCCGGCAUCGUCAACCGCUACAUCGCCGCCCAAGGUCCGCUGCACCACACCACGGACGACUUUUGGGCGAUGAUCUGGGAGCAGAAGUGCCCCCUGGUGGUGAUGCUCACCACCCUGGUGGAACAGGGCCGCGUCAAGUGCCACCAGUACUGGCCCGACGAGGGUCAGAGCAUGCUGUUCGGCGACUUUGAGGUCACCACCGCAUCAGAGGAGGUCACGGAGAACUUCGCCUUCCGAGAGAUCACCAUCACCUCCCAGGAGACGGGCGAGGAGCGUCACAUCUCUCACAUGCAGUACGUCUCGUGGCCGGACCACGGCGUGCCCGAGCAGCCGGCCGACUUUGUCCAGUUCGUGCAGCGGGUGCGCUCGGCGCGGGCCGGCCUGGUCGAGCCGACCGUGGUCCACUGCUCGGCCGGCAUCGGCCGGACGGGCGUGCUCAUACUGAUGGAGACGGCUAUGUGCCUGAUCGAGGCUAACCAGCCCGUCUACCCGCUGGAGCUGGUGCGCACCAUGCGGCGGCAGCGCGCCAUGAUGAUUCAGACCACUAGUCAGUUUGAGUUUGUGUGCGAGGCCGUGGUACAGGUGCACCGAGAAGGCACGGUGCGGCCCCUGGAGGAGCUCAGCAGUCGGGACUGAACCGGUCGCACGGGGGCAACGGGCCGCUAGUCAACCCCGCGAGUACAACCGCGUCGUCAGCUCGGCAGUGCUGCCACCUGAGGGACAGAAUGUCAAACUGCUACCUUUGGACGGCGCCACCAGGCGGCGAGCUUGUGAUUGAGCUCCGCAGCGCCUAGACUUGCGGUUUUUGGGGUCGGUGAAAGGAGGGGCUCAACGUGGUUAUUGUGGGACAUACUGAGUGGACAUGGUUUCUGUACGUGUUUGCUGUGACUUGUCCGGACUUAGCGUAUGCGCGCGAUUUGAUGACGCCGCGCCUUGUGGUCGUGACGUGCGGGCCGUUUGUUGCUGGAGGCCGCUGCCGACCGUGUUGUGCUCGUGAUAGGGCUCGGUGUCGGCUCGAUAUUCCCGCCGCGCGUUCAGUGUUCAUCGUGUCUACCAGCACCGAUCCGACCCGGGCAGGGUUGAUCUCGGAGUAGGUCACAGCGCGCUGAAUGUUUUCGCACCAGACGUGUGUUCCUUAGAACGGUGACCUUUCAAAAUCGUCACCGUGGAAUCAUGUCACAAACUGAUGGACAGAGCGUCCCCAAAAGUAGCCGCUGAUAGCGAUUCAGCGCUUACCCGGCGUGUUGAUGUGUGCAUCGAAGUGGAACUGCACCACACUGCGUGACACUGUGACAAACGUGUCCGUUUUAGCAGCUGGGCUGUCACGUUAUCACACAGCGGCGAGAUGGCUAUUCGGAUUACCUGUAUUUAUUUUAAUGUGCGAGCAUGAUCUGUAUGUGCUGACGAAAUAACCCAUGUGUAUAUUUAUGAUACAAUACAGUAACGACGUGUUUCCAGUU
Amphibalanus amphitrite is the source of this 3513-nucleotide messenger RNA. Its product is annotated as tyrosine-protein phosphatase 1-like. The record is from RefSeq and is a predicted model, not a curated record. Bases 782 to 2689 code for a protein of 635 amino acids. Gene Ontology annotation, biological process: protein dephosphorylation. Gene Ontology annotation, molecular function: protein binding; protein tyrosine phosphatase activity. The transcript is spliced from 11 exons. NCBI's taxonomy places the organism in Eukaryota, Metazoa, Arthropoda, Thecostraca, Balanomorpha, Balanidae.